AUGCACCAAACCGUCAUAAUACUACUCCGAAACGUGGACAGAAUCGCAAUAACAAUCGGGGCAAAAAUAAUGGCAAUAGAGGGCGUGGUCGUAGUGGCAAUAACCAUGCUAAUGGUGGCAGCAACCACACACAACAGUCGCAACAGCGAACAUGGCAACAACAGCCACAACAAUGGGGACAGUAUCCACCAUGGGGUUGGGCCGCAGCCUUGGGCAGCCCCUCGAUGUCAGUACCCUACCUCUUCUUGGACUCGGCCACCACCAGCUCGUCAGCCUGGUAUCCUUGGCAAUCGUCAACAACAAGCUUAUGCAGCUUCUGUACCAACUUCUUCAAGUUAUGAUCCAACUGAAAUUGAACAAGCAAUGCAUACUAUGACUCUUAAUACUCCUGAUACGAAUUGGUACAUGGACACCGAUGCAACCUCACACAUGACGGCCUCUCCAGGAUUUUCAGACGGGGAUGCCAAUAAUGACAUGUAAUAGCACUGGGGAUCUCUAUCCUAUCACCACAACCCCAACCUAUCGUGCCACUUCCCCA
This is a messenger RNA of Ricinus communis (castor bean), 538 nucleotides long. RefSeq lists its product as uncharacterized. NCBI's taxonomy places the organism in Eukaryota, Viridiplantae, Streptophyta, Magnoliopsida, Malpighiales, Euphorbiaceae. The transcript is spliced from 2 exons. Bases 1 to 480 code for a protein of 159 amino acids. The record is from RefSeq and is a predicted model, not a curated record.